AAAGAAAGAAAAAGUAAAGAUUAUGCGAGAAACGUUAAUAUUCAGCCUAAUGCUGCUCUAUGCAUUCGUGCAACCUUUGGCGGCAGCAGCAUUUGAGGAUGGCAACAACAACAAUGUAAAGAUCAACAAACAUAGUUUGGAACUAACACAGACAAUCAACAUACAACGCCAGGAGUUGAUGCAGCGACAAUGUGAUCUCAUGGAGGCCAAUAGACAAUCUAUCGAGGAUCUCACGGAACUGCAAAUGGAUCACAUGAUCGUCGACAAGGAGCACAAGCUACUCUAUUGCUAUGUGCCCAAGGUUGCCUGCACGAAUUGGAAGCGAGUUCUUAUGCUGCUCACAGGCAAAUGGCAGAACGGAACUGAUCCACUGCAAAUACCCGGCUCUUUGGCCCAUUCGGUGGGCAUGUUCACCAAGUUCUACGACCUGAGCGACGAUGAGCGGACGCAGGUGCUCAGCGAGGAUUACACACGCUUUAUUCUGGUGCGACAUCCCUUCGAGCGUUUGCUCUCAGCGUAUCGCAACAAGUUGGAAGGCGGUUCACCGAGUGCUCGUUACUUUCAGUCGCGAGUGGGACGUCAGAUUGUGCGAGAGUUGCGUCAAGGAGCGAGUAACGAAUCGUUGGAGCAGGGCAACGAUGUGCAGUUUGGUGAAUUCGUGGAGUACUUGCUGCGACCCGAGUUGAGUCGUGUCAAUCAAACCGAUUACAACGAGCAUUGGGAAGUAAUCGCCAAACUCUGCAAUCCGUGCGUCAUGAAGUACAACGUUGUGGGCAAAUAUGACACACUUCUCGAUGACUCGGCGCUGGCUUUGUAUCUGUCGGGCACCAAGAAUCUGACAUUCCCCACGGGCCACAAACCGUCGAGCACCAAAGCGAAUCUUCGCAACUAUUUCGAUCCGCUGCCCAUCGGCGCCAUUCGGCGUCUCUAUGAGAUUUAUGAGGAGGACUUUCGACUCUUUGACUACGGCAUGGAAGAUGUGCUUGGCUUUGAAUUUGGCUAACCAACAAUUUGAAUCCAUUUCAAAGUGGUCUCUCUCUAUCUUCGCUCAUUCCACUGUGACCAUGACGCUUUUCCACACUGGGAGAACUUUGUGAUUUUAGUCGUAAUUUAAACCUUACUUAAUUACAUUACAUUUUCGUUAGUUCAUAAUUCAGCAACAGGCGAAUAUUAGUUUGUAAUUUCAUCAUUCUACUUUAAUGUGUUGACUUUAGAGGCUUGCAAACUUUUACUCUCUUCAAAGUUGUUAUUGUUUUGCAUAUUGCAGCCAAGUUAAAUAUUAUUAUGUUAUUAA
Messenger RNA from Drosophila nasuta, 1294 nucleotides. Its product is annotated as carbohydrate sulfotransferase 11. The record is from RefSeq and is a predicted model, not a curated record. Gene Ontology annotation, molecular function: sulfotransferase activity. The coding region runs from base 23 to 1003 and encodes 326 amino acids. NCBI's taxonomy places the organism in Eukaryota, Metazoa, Arthropoda, Insecta, Diptera, Drosophilidae. Gene Ontology annotation, biological process: carbohydrate biosynthetic process. Gene Ontology annotation, cellular component: membrane. The transcript is spliced from 3 exons.